Heterocephalus glaber (naked mole-rat) is the source of this 2462-nucleotide messenger RNA. It is a transcript of the gene Anxa4, whose product is annotated as annexin A4. Lineage: Eukaryota; Metazoa; Chordata; Mammalia; Rodentia; Bathyergidae. The record is from RefSeq and is a predicted model, not a curated record. Gene Ontology annotation, molecular function: calcium ion binding; phosphatidylserine binding; calcium-dependent phospholipid binding. Gene Ontology annotation, cellular component: vesicle membrane; nucleus; plasma membrane.
CCCAGGUGCGCUCACCGAGGGAGGGACUUUCCGGUCCCGUGGGCAGAAGGACAACCAGGAACUCGAGCUCAGUCUCCACCCCGAAGUGGGGCGGAUCCGCCCGGGAUAAGACGCGCAACAGGACCCCGACAGCGUGUGACCUCCGCGGCCGCAGAGGAAGAGCGCAACCCGGUCUGGUCGCUGAGCGGGAAGGAACUCCUGCUGGGUGAUUGAACUCUGAUCUUGACAUAGAAACAUGGCCAUGGCAUGGAAUUGGAUGCCUUUGAAGUUUGUGAAGUUUAGCACUGAGUUGGAAGCUGAGCCCGUUAGCUGCAACCCGUCUCUGCCUAAGGCUGGCCAUCUGUGCUCCUCCUACCCAAAGAAGUUCUGAACAGGCGGGCAACUUGGAUCCCUGGUCUUCUGAGAGGGAAUAAUAGAAGUAGAAGCUUAUACCUGGGAAGGAACUGGAGAUCCCACCAGCUCUAGAUGCUUUCCUUUAGGAAAAUAGGCAACCAAAGGAGGUACCGUCAAAGCUGCUUCAGGAUUCAAUGCUACCGAGGAUGCCCAGACUCUGAGGAAGGCCAUGAAAGGACUUGGCACUGAUGAAGAUGCCAUCAUCAAAGUGCUGGCCUACCGCAACACUGCCCAGCGCCAGGAGAUCAGGAUGGCCUACAAGACAACCAUCGGCAGGGAGCUGUUAGAUGACUUGAAGUCUGAACUGAGUGGCAACUUUGAGCAGGUGAUCAUAGGGAUGAUGACACCCACCGUGCUGUACGAUGUGCAGGAGCUGCACAGGGCCAUGAAGGGAGCUGGCACAGAUGAGGGCUGCUUGAUUGAGAUCCUGGCCUCCCGAACCCCUGAGGAGAUCUGGCGCAUCAAACAGGUCUACCAGCAGCAAUAUGGACGGAGCCUUGAAGAUGACAUUUGCUCUGACACUUCGUUCAUGUUCCAGAGAGUGCUGGUGUCUCUGUCAGCUGGUGGCAGGGAUCCAGGAAAUUACCUGGACGACGGUCUCAUGAGACAGGAUGCCCAGGACCUGUAUGAGGCUGGAGAGAAGAGAUGGGGAACAGACGAAGUGAAAUUCCUAACUGUCCUCUGUUCCCGGAAUCGAAAUCAUCUGUUGCAUGUGUUUGAUGAAUACAAAAGGAUAUCACAGAAGGAUAUUGAACAGAGUAUCCAAUCUGAAACAUCUGGUAGCUUUGAAGAUGCUCUGCUGGCUAUAGUAAAAUGCAUGAGGAACAAAUCUGCAUUUUUUGCUGAAAGGCUUUAUAAAUCUAUGAAGGGCUUGGGUACCAAUGACAACACCCUCAUCAGAGUGAUGGUUUCCCGAGCAGAGAUUGACAUGCUGGACAUCCGAGAAAACUUCAAGAGGCUCUAUGGAAAGUCUCUGUACUCUUUCAUCAAGGGUGACACAUCUGGAGACUAUAGGAAGGUACUGCUCAUUCUCUGUGGAGGAGAUGAUUAAAAUAAAAUCCCAGAAGAAUAGGAGGAUUCUCAACACUGAAUAUUUUUUAACUUCAUUUUUCUACACUGCUAUUAGCAUUAUCUCAGAAUGCUUAUUUCCAAUUAAAACGCCCACGGUUGCCUCAUAGAGUUAGACUAUAUUAUUAUCAUCCAAAAUUAGUCAUUCUGAUGCCUUAAAGCUGUACUUGCAUUUCAAAGCUUAUAAGACCUAAAUGGAGAUUUAAAAUUAGAAAUUAAAAUGUACUUCUUGUUUUUAACAAGUUAUUUCCCCAUUUGUGUCAUGGAAAUUGAAUAUAUUAAAUGUCUUCAUAUUUCUUUUCAGUAAAUUACAUUUUUAAAUGGAAGAUUAGAAGACUGUUAUAAAACAAUUUUUUCCCUAAUCCUACCUGUAGAGUGGCUGAUAAUUUCUUUAUUCAAAGUUGUGAACAUUCAGUUAGUAAGAAUAGCCAUUCAGUCCUUGCUUCAGCAACACAUAUAUUAAAAAAAGAAUAGCCAUCCAGUUUUCUAUUUUAUAUUGUCAUAGAUGGAAAACAUCCACAAAUCUCAUUUUGGUUGUGUCUAUGGUGUUAGCUGAUCUUUAAGUUUGGUAUAGAAGACUGCGUUUAUCUUGUCAUACACUGAGAUCACUUUCUUUUGGUUGAAGUGUACCAAAAUCAACUCAUCUACAUUUUAAGUUUGGUUAAGCAGAUAUGUGUCUGGUUAUCAAACAUGAAUGCCGAACAUUCCGGGAUAUUAUGGUUAAUAUCUUAAUCUAGCUUAAAAGUGAAUGGGAAAAAAUAAGCUUCAAAUGAGGUAAUUCUGGUAAUAGUAUAAUGCUCUGAAUUUUGCUUGACUUAAAACAUUUUGGCUAAAAUUUUUUAAAUCUUUUUGAUUUUGUUGAUUUGUAGUAAUUUACAUAUAUACUGUGCCUUUUCAACUUUACUAUCAUUCUGAAAGCGUACUUGGAUUUAAUUAAAAAGUUCAGGUUGUAUACAACAUGGAAAAAUAAUUUUAAUAAAAAAUGAUGGCUUUAAAGUGAA